UGUUUAUUUCUUGAAGCAGAACCGUAGAUUGAGGAGUUGGAGUUAACACCUUUCUGGAUAUUUUUCCAGUUCUCAUCUCUUCCUCUCUUUACGUCCUCUUCUAGUGCUCAUUCCAAUGCCAAAUAUCUGAAAGCUCUUCCCCUUUUUCUUCAAGGGUCUUUUUAUUUUCUGAAUUAUGAAGGAGAAGGUAAAUUCGUUUUCACCCACCGGAGUUCUAGAAGACUACUUUAGGAGCUCAGGACCCGAAUCAACUUCUUCUGAGUUGGCCAAACCAGCAGGUUCCUUUUGGCGUGGAAUAUUCAAAAUAUUGAGGUCGAAAUCCAGGAAGCCUGUAAGUAAAUUGCAUCCUCAGAGUGUGCUAAAGCUAUCCAAAAGAUUGAGCAACAGUAUGAGAGAGACUCUGCAUCUUCACUUUGGGUUUGAUUCCGAUGACUGCAACUUUAACUCGCCAUGGAAGAAUUUCACUCUGCGAGAACUCGAGGCUGCGACCAAUUGUUUCAGCCCCGAAAAUGUGAUUGGAAAAGGGGGUUAUGCUGAGGUUUACAGGGGAUGUUUGAAGAGCGGACAAGUUGUGGCCAUAAAGAGACUGACUAGAGGAAGUUUUGAUGAGAAUGUUGGUGAUUUCUUACUUGAACUUGGAAUAAUGGCCCAUCUCAACCAUCCCAAUACCGCCAAGUUAAUUGGCUAUGGAAUCCAAGGUGGAAUGCAUUUAGUUCUCGAAUUUUUUCCUCAUGGGAGUUUAGCUUCUACGCUUCAUGGUUUAAAGGAGAAGCUGGAAUGGAACAUUCGGUAUAAAAUAGCCAUUGGAAUCGCAGAGGGUUUAAGAUAUCUACAUGAAGGAUGUCAAAGAAGAAUUAUCCACAGAGAUAUUAAGGCCGCUAACAUUUUGCUCACUCAAGAUUUUGAGCCUCAGAUUUGUGAUUUCGGGCUUGCAAAGUGGCUGCCAAAGCAAUGGACUCAUCAUAUAGUAUCAAAAUUUGAAGGCACAUUUGGCUACUUACCUCCGGAGUAUUUAUCACAUGGUAUAGUAGAUGAAAAAACUGAUGUUUUUGCAUUUGGAGUUGUCCUAUUGGAGCUUGUUACUGGACGUCGUGCUCUUGAUUACUCUCAGCAAAGUCUUGUUUUGUGGGCAAAGCCGUUGCUGAAGAAGAACAAUGUGAGAGAACUUGUUGAUCCUUUUACAAUAAAUUAUAAUUCACGGCAGAUGAAUCUUGUUCUUCUUGCUGCUUCUUUAUGCAUACAGCAAUCCUCAAUUCGGAGACCUUGUAUGAGUCAGGUGGUUCAGAUCUUGACUGGAGACCUGAGCUGCAUGAGAGGGACCAGAAAAAUUCAAAUACCUUUCCUUCGAAGAGCUUUUCGUGAAGAGUUAUUUAGAGCGGAGCAGCCAAGGUUGAGAGAUAUUCUUAUGGAACAUCCAUAGGUGGUGGUUUCAUGAAAAAGAAAAAGACAGAGCAUGGCCCUGUUGUGCCGUGGAGGCGCGAGGUCAACUGCAGAGUUCCUAUAUUUGGCUAUUGGAAGCUGCAACCUUGGCUUAGGGAAUAUAGAUUCAAAUGCUUGCUUUCUAUUCCAAAGCUUUGUUUAUAAUAAGAACAUAAAAUAAAUACCACAAAGAGGGUCUCAGUUUCUUGUCAAAAUUUUGUUUACAUAUGUCUAGUAGAUGUAUAAAAUGAAACUUUUGAACCAUAAAGACAUAAUAAGAUAUAGGAUAAUAAUUCAAAUAUAA
Messenger RNA from Cucumis melo (muskmelon), 1723 nucleotides. RefSeq names its product receptor-like cytosolic serine/threonine-protein kinase RBK2. Gene Ontology annotation, biological process: protein phosphorylation. Gene Ontology annotation, molecular function: protein kinase activity; ATP binding. The coding region runs from base 176 to 1420 and encodes 414 amino acids. The transcript is spliced from 8 exons. NCBI's taxonomy places the organism in Eukaryota, Viridiplantae, Streptophyta, Magnoliopsida, Cucurbitales, Cucurbitaceae. The record is from RefSeq and is a predicted model, not a curated record.